AAAGCAGAGAAGGUCUUUUUCACAGAGGUGGACCUCUCACCUACUUGUAGAAGUUUUGCUGAGUCCUGUUGGCAAAUUCUUCAAUAUGGCUGAGAAGCAGACAGUUUUCUUGGGUCUUGGAGAACCCAAAGACGGCCCUGGAUCAAGGUCACCCGUGUCUGUGCACCCACCGCAUGUCACAUUUAUGGAAAAGCCCGAUGGCAACCCUGAAACCUGGCACAUUCAAUUCAGAACAUUUAUCAGCUCAAAGGAAUCCGACCCCGUCCAGGAUCUGAGGAGACUCCGUGAGCUCUGCCAUCUGUGGCUGAGGCCAGAUCUCCACACCAAGGAGCAGAUCAUGGACAGGCUGGUGCUGGAGCAGUUCAUGAUCUGCAUGCCUCUGGAGUGCCAGGUCUUGGUCAAGGAAAGUGGUGUGGAGAGUUGCCAAGAGCUGGAGGACAUGCUGAUAAAUCAGCAGAAACCCAAAAAGUGGGAUAAGAAAGGUUUCCUGCCAGCGACCAUUCCUGACCCACGUGUACGGGAGGGUCGGACACCCAAGGAGAACAUGGAGCAAGACCUGGUGGAAGACAAAGAAGACACAAGAACCCCCACUCAGUCUCAAGAGCCAGAGCUUCGGAAGGGUCCUGAGACAGAAGAGCCAACUGCGGGUGGAAACAGAGGAGAAUCGGUGAGGCGUCUGACACGUUCCAAACGCAGACGGGCCAGCAGUCUCACUUCCCAAGAAGGGCUUCAAGAAGGAGCCCCGUCUUUGGACACAGGCAGAUGCUCAGGACAACCUCAGACCUCUUCUGCUUGUUCAGCAGGCAGGGUGAAAACAACCAGUCAUGCCAAGGGCAAAGAAGCCCCGGGAGGGACAGACUAUCAGUGUCGAGAAUGCAACAAGAGGUUUCAUUAUAGGUCUCAGUUUACUCUUCACAAGAGGACACACACGGGAGAGAGGCCCUUCCAAUGCAGUCUUUGUGCCAAAGCGUUCAUGCAGCCCUCGGACCUGCGAGUCCACCAGCGAAUCCACACGGGCGAGAAGCCAUACCGCUGUGACACCUGCAGCAGGGACUUCACCCACGAUUCCACGCUGCGAGCUCACAAGAGGACCCACACCAAGGAGAGGCCUUUCCCUUGUGAGCAAUGUGACAUGGCCUUCAGCCACCGGGGGAACCUCAACGUCCACCGACGCACCCACUCUGGGCUCAAGCCCUACGUGUGUCCCGAGUGUCACGGCGCCUUCCGCCAGCUGGGCACUUUCAAACGCCACCAGAAAACACAUUUCAAGACAACUAGCCAAUGAGUCGGCCCUCAGCUCCAAGUCCCCUCUGCUCCAAAAAGGAAAUUCAGGAUGACUUGUCACUAUGGGAUGCAAAGG
Molecule: messenger RNA, 1360 nt
Organism: Sus scrofa (pig)
Lineage: Eukaryota; Metazoa; Chordata; Mammalia; Artiodactyla; Suidae
Source: RefSeq, a predicted model, not a curated record